Rotaria sp. Silwood2 is the source of this 615-nucleotide messenger RNA. The record is from the annotation of a GenBank genome assembly. NCBI's taxonomy places the organism in Eukaryota, Metazoa, Rotifera, Eurotatoria, Philodinida, Philodinidae.
AUGCAGAAUAGUUUCAUUGAUGGUCAUAUUCGACAUGAAUUUCGAUCUAUUUUAAAUAUUCUUAUUCAUUUUUCAUUUUCAAUUACACAAUUAGUAAGUGUAUUUGCUAUAUUAGGUUUACAAAUAGCAUUAACUGUUACUCAAACAUGUGCAUAUCAGUUUGGUAUUGGUUUUUGGUCAUUUCCUUUCUUAAUUAUUUCUCCGUUAAGUAUUUGGUUGGUUAUUUGGCGACGUAGUUUAGCGAGUUGUCUUAUUGCUAUGAUUAUUCAUUUUUGUUCAACUCUUUUUGCAACAGCUAUAAUUAUUCUUAGUUUUCUUGUGCUAAUUGGUCAAAUUGGAUUUACAUGUUCUACAUCUUCGUUAAAUUCAUAUUAUGUUGUACUAAAUAGUUCAUUAAUUGGUAUUAGUGGUUUCUUUAAAUUGUUUAAUUAUGGUGAAAUUAUUUUACUUUAUAUGCUUAUUCGAAAUCAUGAUAAAAUAUCAACAACACAUAUUAAUGAAUUUUUUCGAAGAGAUUAUCCAUUUACGUCAGAUCCUGUCUGUGUCAAUACAUGGCGUUCAUGGUCAGAAGUUAAUAGUGAAACUCGCAGUAACUCAGAUGUUUUAUUUGUUUGA